CGAGAAUUAAACGAAAGCGAAAAAAAGAAAUGAUUUUAAAAAAUGGAGGAACCAUUUGUUGGAGACUCUCCUCUGGUUUCGCCUCAUCAGGUGCAUCUGUGCAUUCCCCUCAGUUGCAUAUUUGCUUGAGAGACGGCUGGCCAACUUUUCGACUGGCUGUUGGCAGCCGUGAGUAAAAGAAAAUAAAUAAUCAAAAGGCGACCAUGAAGUGACAAAUAAAAUGUUGGCCCGGAGCAUCACAAAAUAUCGAAAAGUCUGAAUUCCCCCGGGAUAAACAGUCCCCCCCCUGGUCCCAAGUGACUAAUCCACCUCUCAGUGGUGCCCUAACCCCUCCAGAACGACAGAAAAAAAUACCUUCCCCCUCUCCCUCGUCGAGCAAUUAAACAACAGUUUUAUGAAAACGUGGAUUGUGGGUAAAGACGCGCGAGAUUGGGUUUUAGUGGUGUGAGAGGGACUGUUUCAUGGGAAGAGUUGACGAGUUGAAGUGAGAGAGAGUGUUUUGAGGUGCAAAGAGAGGAGGCAAGGUUGCAAGGAGGCCGCCGCCACCGCCGCCGCCACCGCGCGCUUUAAUCCCAAUCGUCGCCUUCUAUCCUCUCUUCUCGAUGCUGAGGGGGUGACAUUUGGAGUAACACUUGCAUAUUUGAGAAAGAGUCAAGGAAAUAAAAAAAAAAAGAAGGAGGAAGUAGUGUAACUUCUGUGUGUGCCAACUUGACAAGUUAUUAGUACUCGUUUUUAUGGAUUAAAUCAGUUGUCUCCCAGUUGAUUGUGGUUAUUUCAUUGUUGUAUUUAUUAUUCGGUGUUGGAAUGAAAUCGAGGUGAAAACAAUAAGUGUACGGUGGUGUUGGGGGGGGGAGAUUUUUUUUUUUUUUCGUGGGCUUUGGAAUGCUCAGUAUGCAACAGAGUUGUUGAGGCAAAAAGUUCAUUACUGAGGGUUUCCUGAUUUAAUACUCGAGUUAUGAAUUAAUACUCGUGUGUGAGAAGAUUUGUGUUGAGUUGUUUUCAUUUUUAUAUUAAUUAUUCGGUGAAUCUGGCGAUUGCCUGCUGUACCCACACCGAAAUCACUCCGUUCCACCGUUGUUAACCUCACUAUUGGACUCUUGGAGUCUAUGGAAUUCCAGUAGUGCACUGUAAACAAUUGAAAGAGGAGACGAUUUACCAGAUUAACCAGAGGAAAGAGGUGCUCGAGAGAGUGAUGAAAAUGAUUUUGUUUGCUCGGUGGAUGGAAAGUUAUUAGCAAAACGCUGUAAAAUGAAAACAGAGAAAAAACAGAACGAACAGAAUUGCAUACCAAGUGCGGUGGUUAAGGAGGAGACUGAGGGAGAUGGGGUUAAAAUCAAGGAGGAGGGCAAUGGGGGAAAUCACGAGGAUGCAACUGGUGAUGAUGGGAAUGAUGGUCAGAGAGAUGCUGGCUUGGAUCAGGGUAACGGGGAUGGGAGUAUGCCCAUCGACAAUCAGAAUGGCACCGGAAAUCAGACUAUGCUAAAUUCGGUUAAACAGGAGAGUGAGCAUAGCAACGCAAAUGAUGAUUUGACGACUGAUAACAUUCAGCCAUUAGUUAGCAAUGUUCUGGGUAAACAAAUGGGCGGUGGUAGCUGUGGAGAAGCCCAGUAUAUGCAGCAGCAAAGCCAGAUUUUUGUGUUCUCGACGCAAUGGGCUAAUAAGGGAGCUGAAGCGGUGCUUCAGGGACAAUUUCCCUCGAUCGUUGCCUACCACUGUUCACAACCACAGACGAAGAAAUAUCUUGAAAAACAUCCGACGAAGAUGAAUCAAUUCCGACAAAAUCCAGCGCAAUGGUUAAACAACAUUGCAAUGAUGAAGCAGAAGGGUCAGCAUCAGCCCCCAACUCCUACCUUUCCCCCAGAGCAGCCAAGCGACUUGCCACCACUGGAUCCAACAGCUCCAUUUUGGAACGAUCAGCCCAACCUUCGUAAUUUAAACGGCAGCAAUGCAGCUGAAUCGACACUCGAUGAUACGAAUAUAGAUGUGCCUUGUCUCGGUCCAAGUUCACCGGGUAAUCAACCGACCAACAGUCAACCACCUGGUAAUCCAGCAAUGGGACAGAGUCCUAAUUUACUCGGUAGAACGAGCCCUGGUGCUCUCCAGCCAUCACUCCAGGGUGUUAAAGUUCCAGAUGAGAAUUUAACACCUCAGCAGAGACAACACAGGGAGUCACAGCUCGCUACCAUUGGUAAACUGCAGAUGAUGCUCUUCCCAGAACAGAAGGACGACUCAACUGGCCUGCUCGAUCCAGCCCAUGUGCCUCCAGCUGGCAAUGUUCCUCCUGUUAGUACACCUGGGGGUCCUUGUUCGACGAAUAUGGAGUGGCACAAGCUGCAACAUUCAUUUUUGGAUGGAAAGAAUAAGGUGGGCGUAGGGAGUCCCGGUUCCCUUCGUGGUUCUGGAAUGGUAGGUGGUGUACCCCGGAGUCAAGGCCCCCCACCCCCAUAUCAUCAGACAGCGCGUUCUGCGAGUGUCCCCAUAGCGAUUCCAAGUCCAAACCCCUCCUCCCCAAAUAAUCCCACCUCAAACCUCUCCCUACCCUCACCUCGUGCAAGUUCAGCCCUGAAUUCACCAGCCGACUGUAAUCGUCAAUUCCAACUGAAUGCCCCCCGAGCAGGUCAUCUGCCGGGACAGAGUCCGACUAGUCAGGACUCCCCAACCCCCGUGAGCCAGCCAUCAUCAUCAGUCCCUCCAUCUCGACUGAAUCACAGUAAUCCAGGUACACCCGUCUCCCACUCGCAUUUAUCCUCCCUGAGUCCGAGCAAUACAACUCCCCAGAAAGAUCCCCAAUUGGAUUUCCCCACGAAUCCUCCCUCCAAUGUCGAGGGAAUGUUCUGUCGAACACUCCAGAAUCUCGCACAACAGAAGCAACAACAGCAGCAACAGGCGCACAAUGCUCCAGGUGUCAAGGAGGCGAAUUUGAUGCCAGUUCCAAGUCCCCAGCAGAUUCAGUACAUGAAUACUUUUGAUGGACAGGAGUUGACGAUUCAAAAACAACCGAACACUAGUCUAAAGGACAACAGUCUUCAAUCAGCCACCAAUACGACAAAUAAUCAAGACUUGUCAAGUCGAAUGCUUCCAGCCCCCCUAGACAACAGCAAUCAAUUUCCAGGUAGAACAGAGGGGACGAGUCCUACGAUAGAGAGCAUGAAUCGAGGCUUCGGUGGAUCACUUCACAGUCCCCACACACCUCAUACACCCCACACACCAGGUGGUGCUCCUCAAACGCCUGUCGAUAACAAACAGAACAACAACAAUAACAAUAACAACAAUAAUAACAAGACAUCGGCAAGUGCACAGAGUAGUCCAGUUCCAAUGAAUCCGAGUCUUGGUGAUAGUAUGGGACCACCGAGAACAAUACCAGCGUCACCGAGUACAAAGCAGGAGACAUCGUCGCCAUCUUCCAAGGAUAUGAGUCAGCCACAGCAACAACCACCUCAACAGGUGUCCCAGCAGUCCCAAAUACAGUCGCAAAUGCAAUCGCAGAUGCCACCACAGCAGUCCCAAGCACCCCAGAAUCCCCAGCAGUCCCAGAUUAAUCAGCAGAAUAAUCAGAGCAAUAGUGGAGUCCCCAUGGGCCAGAUGAAUGCCUUCCCCUGCAGCAGGCCUCCAGUAAACGUCAGCCAGCCGGACAACGUUCCCCUCAAUCCCAACAAUAUUGGAAGCAGAAUGGGGGGAAUGGGUGGCAUGAAUGCCAACCAUUUUGAUCCAAUAACAUCAUUGGCACAGAUGAGUCAGCAGCUAACGAAUACAGCAGCUAGUAAUGCACUGGGGAACGAUGGGCCCAUGCAUGGAGGCAAUAUGAUGCCUUUUGGGGGUCCUCAUGGGAUGCACAUGAUGCAGAUGGGGGGUGAACUGAAUGGAUGCCAUUUGGGGCCUGUCAAUGAGCCCAGUGAUGUUGGAAUGUGCAUGGGAAUGCCCGGGGGUCCACCCACCAGCUACAGUCCAACGACAUCUCAUACUGGUAGUCCCACCAUUGGACCCACCAAGAUCUCUCAUGGAAUGAUGGGCCAUGGAAUGAUGCCGGGGCACAAUGUUCCUGGAGGAUAUCCAGGGAGUGAGCAUGUACCACCACCGAGAUUGAUGGGACAUAAUGUUGGGCCCAGUCCAUACAAUGGAGCUAAUAUACAGGUUAAACCUAGUGCACCCAAUACAAUACAGUACUUACCAGCCAGGCCCAAUGUUGGCCAUCCACCCAGGGGUCCUUCCAAUUUGGAUUUAAAUUUUCUCCAGAGAUUUACAAAUCCACCGAUGCAGAAUAUGGAGAGCAAAAUGUCUUCGCCAUCGGUUAAUUUACCGUAUUUUCCGAAUGGGUGUAUGCCGAAUAAUAUGGGAGGGCCACAUUCAGGAAUGAAUAUGGGCCCUGGUGGCCUUCCUGGAAUGGGUGGAGGACCACCCAGAAUGGAUGGACAGAUUAACAGCCCUCAUGGGGGGAUGAGGCCAGCGCUUGGCAAUAUGAGGCCACAGCCCAAUAUCAUGAGGAUGCAGCAUAUGGUGGGUGGUGGAGUAUUUCCAGGGAGUCCCAUGGAUCCUGAUAAAGUCUUCCCUCCUGAUAUGGCACAACAAGUUGGUAAUCAACAGAAUCCGGGGAUGUAUGUACCUGGGAGCAAGGGGAGCCCUAUGGGACUUGGACCACCACCUGAUACAACACAACCAUUACCACCUAGCAUGGGUGGGGGCAGCAGUAAUUUUAAGAAUAGCCCCUUUGCUGGGGGACCUAGCAUGGCUGAUCCUAAUUAUGCACAACAGUUUCAUAAUUUUCAACAACAACUUUAUGCUACGGGAUCGAGAGCCGCUGGACCACCACAACCACCACCACCACAUCCUAAUAUUCAUCCAACUGGCAAUUCUCAUUCGCAUCAGCAAUUCUUCAUACCCAAUACAACUCAAACUCCCUAUUGGGCCAGGAAUAGUCGUAUGUGAGAGGGGUGUUGUUGCAAAAUGAUAAUACUGAGGGAUAACCGAUUAUUGGAAAUUAUUUUACGGAAUGUUUAUUCAUUUAUUGUUACGAGUGGUACCGUUCCAUGUGAAAGACCUCCAGCGUAGUCGAUGCUAAUGGAAAUUUUCGAGACAUUUGUCUUGGUGGUGAAUGCGGCCUCAACUGUCCACCAAAACAACAUAAAUAAAUAUGUUUAACGGUAAUUUAUUCUUCCGUUGUCACUAUUGUGAAAUAAAAGAAAAACUCGACAAAAUAACUUUUUAAAAAAAAAGACGCAGUCACAAAAAGCUCAAAUUCAUAUUUGUACAUAUAUUCGAGUUAUACUUAUAAGCAUCCAAUUGAGCAUAACUUCUUAAUUAAUAAUUUCCAUUCUCCCAUUAUUUUCCUUCCUCAGAAGAUGAAAAAUUUAAACACAAAUUUUAAAAUAAAAACAAAUAAAGAGAUGAGAAAAACGUAAAUGAAAAAAAUACUUUGUGACCAACUCUGUGCAUAAUCAUGACUUCACUUAGCCCAUUUAAUAAUCCUAUAAGAAAAAUUGAAUAAAAUAAUUAAUUAUAGUAAUAAAAAUUAAUUGAAUAAGAACAAUUAUGUUGUUGAUGAAUGAUUUUUAUUAUGAAUGAAAUAAAAUAAAGAUAUUUACAAGAAAAA
Molecule: messenger RNA, 5587 nt
Organism: Diachasmimorpha longicaudata
Lineage: Eukaryota; Metazoa; Arthropoda; Insecta; Hymenoptera; Braconidae
Gene: lgs
Product: protein BCL9 homolog
Exons: 5
Coding region: 1249-4923 (1224 amino acids)
Source: RefSeq, a predicted model, not a curated record